Fimicolochytrium jonesii is the source of this 1849-nucleotide messenger RNA. RefSeq names its product major facilitator superfamily domain-containing protein. Bases 199 to 1836 code for a protein of 545 amino acids. Gene Ontology annotation, biological process: transmembrane transport. NCBI's taxonomy places the organism in Eukaryota, Fungi, Chytridiomycota, Chytridiomycetes, Spizellomycetales, Powellomycetaceae. Gene Ontology annotation, molecular function: transmembrane transporter activity. The transcript is spliced from 3 exons. The record is from RefSeq and is a predicted model, not a curated record. Gene Ontology annotation, cellular component: brush border membrane.
UGAACAUUCAAAAGGCAUCCUUUUCAGCGGCCUUGAAGACUUACCGCAUCGGACUCGUUGCCAGUUUUGCCAGUAACACCAGGUCCUCUGACUACUUCUAUAUACUGUACAUUGCCCUGCUGCACAGCAACACCUCGGUCGCCUUGGUUUGAGGUCAUUCCCGUCUCGUUCGGCCCUCGUUUAUUCAGCGGAACCGUUAUGAGUGAUACGAUAACACUUGCGUCUCAACGGCGGAAAGCCGCCGCCGAUGGACCUCAGAUAGCUAACGCCGUGGACUUGAAGGCUGGGAAACGUAAUAGUUUACAGGCGACGGAUAACAAAUUCGUCAAGAAGACUUUAACGACGGUGUUUGUCGCGCUCCUGAUCGACAUUCUCGCCUUCACGAUCAUCUUGCCGCUGUAUCCGAGAAUAUUAGAGCACUAUGACAAAGUAGAUGGCGGGGACAAGACCUCGCUCUAUUAUCAAAUGCACGGCCUCGUCCAACGCUUCCGCCAAAGCAUCGGCGUCUCAGGCCAAGGCUUCGACAUCAUCCUCUUCGGCGGCGCCCUCGGCUCGCUCUUCUCCUUUCUCCAAUUCGUCAGCAGCCCUGUCAUCGGCAAACUCAGCGACCGGUACGGCCGCCGGACGGUGUUACUGACCAGCAUGAUCGGCAACGGCGUCUCGAUGUUGCUAUGGAUCUUUUCGAAAUCGUUUGGCGUGUUUGUGUGGUCGAGGAUUAUUGGCGGGUUGACGGAGGGGAAUGUGCAGAUGUCGAUUGCGGUUAUCUCGGAUAUCACGACUGCUGAGACGAGGUCGAGGGGGCUGGCCCUUGUUGGAAUUGCAUUCUCAUUAGGCUUCACGGUCGGCCCACCCCUCGGCGCAUACUUCACAUCCAUGGACAUUGCGAAAGUGUUUCCCUUCCUGGAAGGCCUCCCGAUAAACCAGUACUCUGGCCCGGCGCUGUUUGCAUUCAUACUCAUCGUCAUCGAGACGGUCUAUCUGGCCAUCGCGUUACCCGAAACGAAAGGGUUCAAAUCAGGUUCGACCCCGUCGGACACGGACAUCGACUCGAGUCCAGCCACGCGACGAUCAACGCGUUUGGCGGAGAAGAGAGCCCUCAGCGAGUCGACGGAGAACCUCUCCAUCGCUUCAGCUCCUUCAAGCGUAACCAAAUCCGCCCCAUCGCUAUUAUCACCACGCACCCCACCCAAACUAUCCCGCCUCAACACCCUCAGCCUAAUCCACUUCCUCUUCCUCUUCUGCUUCUCCGGCCUCGAGUUCACCCUCACCUUCCUCACCCACGACCGCUUCGGGUUCUCCCACGCCCGGCAAGGCCGCCUGUUAGGCUUCAUGGGCAUCACAUCCGCCUUCGUGCAGGGUGGGUACACGCGACGCGUGGCGCAUAAACUCGUCUCGGAGCGCGGGAUCGCCGCACAGGGCAUGUUCGCUGCCGCGGUCGGGCUGGCGAUCCAGGGCCUGCUGGCGUGGAGUGUCGGGUGGUUGUAUGUUGGCGCGGCGUUUCUGGCGUUUACGAGUGGGACGGUUGUUACGGCGCUCACUGCGCUUGCGAGUUAUGAGACGGGGCGGAGUGCGGAUGGGGCUGAGUUUGGAAGUGAGGAGGAUGACCGGGACGGCGCGGGGAAGCAUAGCGGGUCGGUGUUGGGGAAGUUUAGGAGUGUGGGGCAGUUGGGCAGGUCGUUGGGGCCGAUGUUUGCGUGUACGUGUUAUUGGGUGCUGGGAAGCGCUGUGACGUAUUCGGCGGUGGCAUGUGGGAUGCUAGCGAUUGGGUUGAUUACGUUGGGGUUUGUGCGUGCACGGCCGCUUGCUGGUGGUGAGGCGAGGAAGAAGAGGACGUAGAGAUGGUAGAAGG